UUGCCUGGCAUUUUUUUUUUUUUUGCUUCCUUUUUUGGUGUAUUCCCGGAGGGGUUGUGUGGAUGUUUCAAUUUUUUUGGUGUUUGAUACUACCAGGGGGGGCUGACUUGUCAAACUGAACUGCUUUGUUUCUCUCGCUUCCGGUGGAAUGGCCAGGCCGCGUAAUAGCGCAAAGAUUGGGGUGUCAGGCUGUCAGCUGGGGGUGGGAGAGUGAAAAUGGGCUGAAAUUUGUGGUCAAACGCUUGUUUUGGAGUCCAUUGAAUUUUUUUGAGAACUUGCCCUGGAUCAGAUCUAGGCGCCUGCCCGCUGGACGCUCUCCACUUGGGAGUUACUCACUCUAUCCGUACAGGACUAAGGCUUCGAGCCAUCGCGGGCACCCUUUUGCGGCAAGGUGCAAAUGCUUAACGCUCCUAGGCGUGCCCUAGCAUGUACGCCCCUUACGCCCCUUACGCCUCUUUUUUGGCUCUAUUCACUCUAGGUGCUCAUUCAGUGUCUACACGGUACUUGAAAGUCAAGGAAGUGAGUGACCAGUGGCUGUUCCGCAGGUUCCGCAUAAUUGGCUUUCACUUGGCAACGGCUGUGCCGGUACGGUCCCAUUACCCAUUAGCAUCUUUCGGCAUUGUCAUCGUGGAGUUGCAUAGAGCAUGCAGUGAGUGUCGGGGCCGGGAGCGGUCCUUGUGAUAAAGACUGGACUUCUUUCCGUCCUGCUCAGGGUCCUCAUAAUAUCGAGCAGAUAGUAUCAUGUAAACAAGGGGCCGAAGACGGA
Molecule: messenger RNA, 766 nt
Organism: Colletotrichum acutatum
Lineage: Eukaryota; Fungi; Ascomycota; Sordariomycetes; Glomerellales; Glomerellaceae
Exons: 1
Coding region: 427-681 (84 amino acids)
Source: RefSeq, a predicted model, not a curated record